AUGUCGGUGAAUAUGGACGAGCUGAGACAUCAAGUGAUGAUCAACCAGUUUGUUUUGACCGCGGGCUGCGCGGCGGAUCAGGCGAAGCAGCUGCUGCAAGCGGCGCACUGGCAGUUCGAGAUGUGCACUCCACGCAACACUCCCGCCACGCCGCCCAACUUCCCCGACGCCAUCACUAUGUUCUCCAAGCUGCGGACGUCUGAAUGCACGGGCGGCAGCGGAGCCGGCGCUUCGGCCCAAGUGUCUAUGGCGUGUUCUCCUCCUCCCCACGCCUCCGCACAGGGAUUCGGCUCCUUCUGGGCCUCCUCGCCCCCCAACCACCAGCCCGUCUGGCUGCCGCCGUCCUCUCCCACAGGUCACCACGCGCUCCAUCACCACCACCAUCACAUGCACCAGCCGCCCACGUGGCCGCCCGUCUCCCAGCCCGCCAACGGCCAGCAGACGCCCGUCAUGUCAGCUCUGCACGGCCAGAGAUGA
Molecule: messenger RNA, 477 nt
Organism: Sinocyclocheilus grahami
Lineage: Eukaryota; Metazoa; Chordata; Actinopteri; Cypriniformes; Cyprinidae
Gene: ubald2
Product: UBA-like domain containing 2
Exons: 2
Coding region: 1-477 (158 amino acids)
Source: RefSeq, a predicted model, not a curated record